AUGGCUGUCAUUGAGACCGUGGCCUUUCUCGCUCAGAAGGCACGCGAGAACACAUUGGAAGCCUCCGUUGUUCUUCUCGUCGCUGUUCCAAUCGUCUACGUGGUAAUCAACGAGUUUGUCCGUAGCAAUGCGCGCAUUAAAGGCAUGAAGGGACCUCGCGGUCUCCCUCUGAUCGGUAAUCUUUGGGACAUUCGGACCAAUGCCGCGGAUCAGUAUCGCCACUGGGCGAAAAAGCAUGGCGACGUGUACCAGGUGCAACUUGGAAAUGUACCAGUGGUCAUCGUCAACUCAGCUUCAGCAGCCAAAUCCCUUUUCGGUCAACAUUCCCAGGCUCUGAGUUCUCGGCCGGAGACUUACACGUUCCACAAGGUUGUUUCGAGCACCGCCGGUACCACCAUCGGAACGUCUCCCUACAGCGAAUCUCUAAAGCGUCGUAGAAAGGGUGCUGCCUCUGCCCUCAAUCGCCCCUCUGUGCAGACGUACGUUCCGCUUUUAGACGUCGAGACUCGGGACUUUAUCGAGGAGCUCUAUAUAGACGGCAAGGCCGGAACAGCAGCUGUGGACCCCAUGCCGAUGAUUCAGCGUCUUUCUCUAUCGCUGGCGCUGUCGCUAAACUGGGGCGUGCGCAUGAGCAAUCGAGGCGAGCUUUUCGAGGAGAUUACGCACGUCGAGGAGGAGGUCAGCCGCUUCAGAUCGACAACGGGCAACUACCAAGACUAUGUUCCUCUCCUGCGACUCAAUCCUUUCAACUUCCACUCGGCCAAGGCCCGCGAGAUGCGCCACCGUCGAGACGUGUAUCUUACGGCUCUCAAUCAAGGUCUCGAGCAGCGAAUGAAGGAUGGCACUUACAAGCCUUGCAUUCAAGCCAACGUCAUGCUUGACGAGGAGGCCAGACUGAACGCCGAGGAGCUCACUUCUAUCAGCUUGACCAUGCUGUCUGGUGGCCUUGACACCCUCACGACGCUGGUCGCAUGGUUCAUCGGCCUCCUCGUUCACAAGCCUGAGAUUCAAGAGAAGGCCGUCCAGGAGAUCCGCGCCUUCUUCGGGGACAAUGAGCCUCUCUGUGAUUCUGAGGAUGACCAAAAGUGCCCAUACAUGGUCGCUCUUGUGCGGGAGUCCCUUCGUUACUACACAGUUCUCCGCCUUGCUCUGCCGCGGGCCACUGUCCGCGACGUGGUCCACAAUGGCAUCACCAUCCCCAAGGGAUCCACGCUGUUCCUCAACGCUUGGGCAUGCAACAUGGACGGCAAUGUCUGGUCUGACCCAGAAGCUUUCCGCCCCGAGCGAUGGCUCGAGCAGCCUGACGCGCCUCUCUUCACGUACGGCAUGGGUUACCGCAUGUGCGCGGGGUCGCUCCUUGCUAACCGCGAGCUUUACCUGAUCUACAUGCGUAUGAUCAACAGCUUCAAGAUUGUCAAGCACGACGACUUCGAGUCUGACCCAGUCAAGGGCAAUGCGGACCCCACGAGUCUGGUCGCUCUGCCGAAGCGCUACCGCGCAAAGUUUGUUCCCCGCAAUGAGACUGCGCUGCGCAAGGCACUGGACAGCACGAGACAGGUGGAAAGCGAGAAGCUGUAA
Messenger RNA from Verticillium nonalfalfae, 1578 nucleotides. RefSeq lists its product as uncharacterized. NCBI's taxonomy places the organism in Eukaryota, Fungi, Ascomycota, Sordariomycetes, Glomerellales, Plectosphaerellaceae. Gene Ontology annotation, molecular function: monooxygenase activity; oxidoreductase activity, acting on paired donors, with incorporation or reduction of molecular oxygen; iron ion binding. The record is from RefSeq and is a predicted model, not a curated record. The coding region runs from base 1 to 1578 and encodes 525 amino acids. The transcript has 3 exons.